Bursaphelenchus okinawaensis is the source of this 1596-nucleotide messenger RNA. The record is from the annotation of a GenBank genome assembly. NCBI's taxonomy places the organism in Eukaryota, Metazoa, Nematoda, Chromadorea, Rhabditida, Aphelenchoididae.
AUGUGGCUGGUGUCUGCGGUCGUUUUUGCGUUGGCUGGUUAUGUUAGUGCUAAGAGCUUGGCAACGCUGAAUUGCUCGGAUAAUGUGCAUAAUUUGAUUUUGGCCAAUUCAAACUUUUCACGUAAGUAAAGCUUGAGUUGAGUAAAGUAGUAAAAAUUAGCCAAGUUUCACCAAGAUAGAAUAAAUUUAGAUUUAGGGUUAUUUUUAGAGUAAUACAGGGUAUAAAGUAAGAUAAUGCAAAGUUGAAUUUUAAGUCUACUUAAGACACGAGGCUCUGGGCUAAGACUCUGGGCCAGGGCUCUGGACUAGGGUUCUGGGCUAGGGCUCUGGGCUAGGGCUCUGGGCUAGGAUUAUGGGCUAGGGCUCUGGGUUAGGGUUCUGGGCUAGGGCUCUGGGCUAGGGUUCUGGGCUAGGGCUCUGGGCUUUGGUUUUGAGCUAAAACUUAAAUCAAAAAUUUUUUCUUUCAAAAAAGGUUGGCGAACUAUACUUUCAGAAGGCUAUUCAUCCUACAUAACGUUCGUCAAAGGCACAGUGUAUAACCAUGACUAUUCGCCAGCUUGUGCUUAUGGCAAGCCAAAUGUGCCAUUACCUGGAUUCGUCAAGUUCUUGGAUGGAGAACUACAUGUAACAAAAUAUUAUGACGUUUUAAAAGAUGGCAUGCUAAAAGUUACAGUAUACAGCAGCUUUUUCGACAAACCGAUCUGUUUGAAUGGGAUCAGUCAAUAUAUGGCGUUACCUGAUUCUAUGUGGUAUGUGAUCUUAUCUAUAUCAAGAUUUUAUUUCUUGUGGGUAAAGUAAAAUACGUUCGUAGCAGAUUUUGUAUUGUUUUUUUCAGUAGUAACCUUAACAUAAAUUUAAAAAAAAAACCAUUUUAGUCAAUUCAAAAUCAGUGAGUUCAUGAAUCAUGACAUUGUUCGUAUCUUCGAAGAGCCGGGUAUACAUACGUUGAGUGAGAUCAAAGACAGAAUUGGCUUAAAUACAACAAUCGAACUGCCCGAAGCGCCAAGUUUCUUGGGAAUUUCACUACUUGACCUUUUAGCGGUGAGUGACGAAAUGCCACGUGAUUUAUUGGAAAAAUGGUCUUUUUUUCAUAAUAUAUAUGACGAAAAAUUUUUAAUUAUCGAAAAAGCUUUAUAAAGGUUUACUUAAUAAGAAUUUUACAUAAAAAUGUCUUUUCUAGCACCAACUCAAUUUAAUGACGAAAUGUCACAAAAUUUAUUGAAAAAAUUAUUUUGAGUCAGGACGUUAAAACUUCAAAAAUUUAAAAUUUUAACACUUUUUUACACUACAGAUUUACAUUUUUAUUCUUUCUUGCAAAAAUCAAUAUUAUGACGAAAUGUCACUAAGUUUCUCUUUCUGCCAAAUAAGCAAGUUUGCUCAGAAAGCCAUAACAAAUAGAUACUAAAAUUAAAAAAAAUAAUAAAAAUGCCAUUUUAGGGUGAAUUUGCGUUUGGAUUUCAAAUAGAAACCGAAGGAAAAACAAUCAUGGAUGUUAAUAUACCCACGAAUCAUAAAUGGCUACAGAUCGGUGUAGCUGAAAACUCAGUCAAAGAAGAUGCGGCUGAUGAUGAGAAAAGCAGUGAAGAAGAUGACUAA